CUCAGUGUGACCAUUGCGAGUAGAAACGCAACAGCUGCUCCAAUUCGCGCCAAAUUGCCGGCGUCUUUUGCAAAUUUUCAUUAUUCGCGCAUCAAUUUUAGCUGCCAAAAAGAUGAAACUCGACAGCAAAUGUGUAUUGCGCUUCGCCAAGCUCACCGAACACGCACUCGAACCCGUACGUGGCUCGGAGCGUGCUGCUGGACUCGAUCUACGCAGUGCCUACGACUUGGUGGUGCCGGCUCGUGGCAAAGCCAUUGUCAAGACGGAUCUGCAGGUCCAAGUGCCAGAGGGCUCCUAUGGCCGUGUGGCGCCACGGUCUGGCUUGGCUGUGAAGAACUUCAUCGACGUGGGAGCCGGCGUUGUGGAUGAGGACUAUCGCGGCAAUCUGGGUGUUGUGCUGUUCAAUCACUCGGAUGCCGAUUUCGAGGUGAAGCGUGGUGAUCGCAUUGCCCAAUUCAUUUGCGAACGCAUCUUCUAUCCCGAGCUGGAGCAGGUCGACAAACUAGAGGACACAGUGCGCGGCGAGGGUGGCUUUGGCUCAACGGGUGUCAAAGAAUUACCAAAGGAGGAGGCUAAGAAGCAGGAGGAGGAGCCAAAGAAGCAGGAGAAUGGCCAGGAGAACGGUGACAAAGCCGUUCCGGCCUAAAGAGGGGAAACGAUACGCUAAAAGUGCCACAACAACUAAAUCCAUAGCCAUUAAGUCUAAUCAUUGUCAUAGAACUAAGAAGAAGUUAUCCAUCCAAAAUGUCAUUAAUUCCAUUAUCAUCAGUUUUAAAGUAUAAACAAUAAAAUGUCGAAAUAUGUACUUAUUAUAAAUAUCAUAAA
This is a messenger RNA of Drosophila albomicans, 825 nucleotides long. RefSeq names its product deoxyuridine 5'-triphosphate nucleotidohydrolase (gene dUTPase). Gene Ontology annotation, molecular function: dUTP diphosphatase activity; magnesium ion binding. NCBI's taxonomy places the organism in Eukaryota, Metazoa, Arthropoda, Insecta, Diptera, Drosophilidae. Bases 113 to 646 code for a protein of 177 amino acids. Gene Ontology annotation, biological process: dUTP catabolic process; dUMP biosynthetic process. The record is from RefSeq and is a predicted model, not a curated record. The transcript has 2 exons.